This is a messenger RNA of Hypoxylon fragiforme, 867 nucleotides long. RefSeq lists its product as uncharacterized. The coding region runs from base 213 to 752 and encodes 179 amino acids. NCBI's taxonomy places the organism in Eukaryota, Fungi, Ascomycota, Sordariomycetes, Xylariales, Hypoxylaceae. The record is from RefSeq and is a predicted model, not a curated record. The transcript is spliced from 3 exons.
ACUCGGGAUGCUACCGAAUCCGCCUUAUACACUCACUCUUACCCAUUAGUUAUAUCUCGUCCCCCCCUUUUAGGCUGCCGUAUUGAUUGAUGCUUGCCUGUUUCCAUACUUGUCCCUGGCAGGAUUCACAAAACUAAAAAACAGCCCUGCCGAGCCUCAUAAAAAGCUAACCUUGGAAUAUUACUUCGUGUAUAAAUGCCCCUUGGCGUAAAAUGACGCGACCGCGCGUACCCAGGGCCAGCGCUAUCGCCGGCGCAAUCGCACGCGUUCUUGGCAUGGGAGCUUCCGUCGUCUUACUGGCCAACCUUAUCUACGAGAGCGUCAAUUGGGGCAAGACGCUGGCGCUGUCCGUCACUGUGGCCGUAAUCGCGCUCGUCGUCGACGGCUCCGAGCUCAUGGGCCUGCUGGACUCCACGCGCACCAUCUCCCGCGUCUCGCCCGCCUGCGUCGUCUGCGGCGACCUCCUCGUCCUGUGUCUGGCCAUCCCCUCCAUUUUCCUCAUCAUGCUCAGCAAUAGUAACAAUGAUGCCCCCGACAGCGAUCCGCCCCCUGAUCCGGACCCGGGGCCCUGGGCAAGUACCGACUUUCUGUCGCUGUCUGUCACGUUUGCCAUAUGUGGCUUGAGGGUUUUGCUCAUGACGUGGAGCUUCGUGGUCUGCUGUCGUGUGAUCAAGCAGCCUAGGCGGCGCGACGGUGAGGUGUCUUCUGUGGACUCUCCGAGCGAGUUGCAGGACGCCUCGCAUACUAGGUAGUUAGGCUGGCUGUUGUUGUUGUUGUUGUUGUUGUAUUUGCUAGAUAGGUAUAGAGUUCAUCAUGCAAGCAUGUUAUCUAUAAAGUCUUCACGAAAUCCCGCGCCAUAAUAAUGUA